Poecilia latipinna (sailfin molly) is the source of this 2230-nucleotide messenger RNA. RefSeq lists its product as uncharacterized. The transcript has 2 exons. Lineage: Eukaryota; Metazoa; Chordata; Actinopteri; Cyprinodontiformes; Poeciliidae. Bases 289 to 1575 code for a protein of 428 amino acids. The record is from RefSeq and is a predicted model, not a curated record.
GGACCCUGGAGGACCCUGUGUAGCAUUUUCUGUUUCACGGAAACAUGGCUGCACGCGCUCGUUCCGGAUAAGACCGUGGAAAUUCCUGGAUAUUCUCUGGUGUGGGAGGACAGAGACUUCUCCAAGAGUGGGAAGAGUAAGGGUGGCGGGAUUGCUCUCUAUGUGAGUCAGAGGUGGUGCAAUCCCGGCUAUAUUAACGUUAAGGAGAAGAUCUGUACCCCGGACAUUGAACUUCUGGCUGUGGGACUACGUCCGUAUUAUCUGCCGAGGGAGUUUACGUUAGUCAUAAUGGUCGUGGUUUACAUUCCCCCAUCAGCUGUUGCAGCGGCGGCUGGUGAUGUCAUCAACUCGACCGUGGCAAAACUUCAAACUCAACACCCGGACGCUUUUUUGGCCAUCACUGGUGACUUUAACCAUGCCCCACUGGACAAAACCUUUAACAACUUUCAGCAGUAUAUGGACUGUCUCACCCGGGAUAAUAAAACACUGGAUCUCCUAUAUGCUAAUGCUAAGGAUGCAUACAGCGCCUCAGCCCUUCCCCCCCUUGGACGGUCAGACCAUAACUUGGUCAGACUGUCUCCCAGGUAUGUUCCUCUAGUGAGGAGGCAGCCCGUGCACACCAGGACGAUGAGGAGGUGGUCGCCGGAAGCUGCAGAGGCACUGCAGGACUGCUUUGGGUCGACGAACUGGGAGGCACUCUGUGAGCCUCAUGGGGAGGACAUUGAUACCAUGACCAACUGCAUUACAGAUUACAUUAGGUUCUGUGAGGACACUGUCACGUGUACACGGACCGUACGCUGCUUCCCUAAAAACAAACCUUGGAUUACAAGUGAUCUGAAGGCACUUCUAAAUAAAAAGAAGAUGACUUUCAGGGUUGGAGACAGAGAUGAGCAAAGGAGAGUGCGGCGUGAACUCAAGGAGACACUGAGGAAAUGCAGGGACAACUACAGGAGGAAGCUUGAGUCCAAACUUGAGCAGAAUUGUGUGAAAGAUGUGUGGACGGGUUUAAAACUCAUCAUUGGGUUGAAGGGGAAGGACACACUGAUGGCAGGGAGUCUGGAGAGGGCAAACCAGUUUAACCAGUUUUUUAACAGGUUUAGCUCACCCACGGCUACUCCCCUGUUGCCUCCAUCUCCCCACACAUCCACAUCGUCUCAAGUUGCUCUACACACCUUUCAGCUUUCUCCUGCACGACCCCCCUCCAUCUGCCCACCCUCUCCCUCCUCCUACUCUCUCACCUCCUCCCCCUCCUUCUCCACAGACAAUAACACCAACCCUCAACUACUGGUGACCGCUGGCCAGGUUAAGAGGCAGCUUGAAAGACUUCACCAGGGGAAGGCGGCAGGCCCGGACAGCAUUACACCAAGGGUCUUGAGGACCUGCGCCAGUCAGCUGUCUCCUGUACAACCUGAGCUUGAGUCUGCAGAGGGUCCCGUUGCUAUGGAAGACGUCACACAUAGUUCCUGUGCCCAAGAAGGCGAGACCGUCAGACCCAGAGGACUACAGACCUGUUGCUCUAACAUCUCAUGUGAUGAAGGUUAUGGAGAGACUGAUCCUUGCCAAGCUGAGGCCUAGGGUGAUGACGUUUUUGGACCCUCUACAAUUUGCCUACCAGCCGCACUUAGGAGUUGAUGAUGCUGUCAUCUUCCUGCUGCAACGAGCCCACAUGCACCUGGAUGGUGGAGGAGACACGGUGAGAAUCACAUUUUUUGAUUUCUCGAGUGCCUUCAACACUGUCCAGCCUCUGCUAUUGGGUGAGAAGCUGCGGGGGAUGAGUGUCUGUGAUCUCCUGGGUUAUUGACUACCUGACUGGCAGGCCACAGUUUGUCCGUCUGGGCAGUGUCUUGUCUGGUGGGGUGGUCAGUGAUGUCGGAGCUCCGCAGGGAACUGUGCUCUCUCCUUUUCUCUUUACUCUGUACACCACUGAUUUUCAGUACAAUUCUGAGUCAUGUCAUCUCUGUAGUCAUCGGAAAACUUCUGUAAGUUUUCCGAUGACUCGGCGAUUGUCGGGUGUGUGAGAGGUGGAGAGGAGGGGGAGUACAGGACACUGGUGGACGGCUUUGUGGAGUGGUCUGACAGGAAUCACCUGAGGCUUAACAUCAGUAAGACCAGAGAGAUGGUGAUCGACUUCAGGAGGAGGAAGACGCCUUCACAGCCACUGAGGAUUAAGGGGGAGGUGGUGGAGGAGGUGGAGGACUAUAAAUAUUUGGGAGUGGUGAUCGGCAACAGU